CGGAAAGCUUUGGAAAGACAAAUUUCUGUAUCUCAGGAUAUGGUGCAAAAUUAUAGUACUAGGCCUGAACAUCCUAUAUAUAGUACAUAGCAGCAGUUUGUUACAUACGACAUAUAUUAGUGUAUAUGCUUCUUGAUUUGGCUCAAAUAUGUUUGAAUUGUCUGAUAGGUUCAAACGUUCGAAAAUGCUUACAACGCCAGCAAGGCUAUAGCUAUAACUAGCACAACUGCCUCUAGUAAUGGAGACACACAAAUGCAAGAUGCACUCUUAUGGCAGAAUGUAAUACAGAUAAUAAUGAGUUGUUUAUUGAUGCUUUGCUUAAUAGGAGAUAUCACUGUUUUGACAACUAGGAAGCUAUCAGUUGCUAACUGGUAUUGGAGGCCAGGUCUAAUUUUUUGUGGGCUAACAGCAGUUAAUGAAACUAUCAUUCUCAGUGAUGCUCUCGUAAAUUCUGUUACCAUUUUUGGAAAUUGCCACCAGCGACUUAUAAGCACUGAACGGACAUUCGAACUGAUAGACGAAAUUUGCUAUAUGCAAAUGAGUCUAUCCUUUAUAUUUACGAUGGGCAGUAUGAUAAAGGCUAUCUCAUUGAGUAUCGUAUAUGCAGUUACCGCUUAUUUCCAAAAUCGAAACACAAUUCACGAACUAAAAAGGGAAGCUUCGACUUCAGAUAUGCCUUUAGAAAACAUGACUAGCUAUUAUAGCCAAUACUGAGCUUUGUUUACCACAGAUGAAGAAUAAGAACCGUACUCAAU
Mycotypha africana is the source of this 755-nucleotide messenger RNA. RefSeq lists its product as uncharacterized. The transcript has 4 exons. The coding region runs from base 253 to 714 and encodes 153 amino acids. NCBI's taxonomy places the organism in Eukaryota, Fungi, Mucoromycota, Mucoromycetes, Mucorales, Mycotyphaceae. The record is from RefSeq and is a predicted model, not a curated record.